UUUCGUCAUCAAAAUGGCGCUGAACCUGCAAGUGAGGGUUCAUCCGGUAGUUUUAUUUCAAAUUGUUGAUGCAUACGAGAGAAGAAAUGCCGACUCUCACCGUGUUAUAGGCACCUUACUUGGUAAUGUUGACAAAGGAGUGGUAGAAGUGACGAAUUGUUUUUGCGUGCCCCAUAAGGAAUAUGAUGAUCAGGUUGAAGCAGAGUUAUCCUAUGCUAUGGAUGUAUAUGAUUUAAACCGAAGAGUAAAUUCUAACGAAGCAAUUGUUGGAUGGUGGGCAACUGGUCACGAAGUAACUAAUCAUAGUUCUGUAAUUCAUGAAUAUUAUUCACGAGAAUGUAAUAACCCAGUGCAUGUAACGGUGGAUACCAGCUUGCAAGGUGGUAGAAUGGGCCUGAAAGCAUAUGUUUGUGUCCCACUUGGUGUGCCAAAUGGAAAACAAGGAUGUAUGUUUACGUCAAUUCCAGUAGAUGUUACCUGUUAUGAUCCUGAAGUGUUUGCCCUUCAAUUAUGUCAGAAAACUAUGACUGCUGGAUCUGGAAGACCUAGGAAUGUUAAUCCUAUGUUAGAUUUAACUCAAGUGGCAGAAGCUGGAGGAAAAAUGAGUUCUAUGCUGGAUGAAGUUCUAAGAUACGUAGAAGAUGUUUUAGCUAAUAGAGUGCCACCCAAUAAUGCAGUAGGAAGGGCACUUUUAGAUUUGGUUAAUUCCGUUCCGCAUAUGAGUAAUGAACAGUUUUCUGAGAUGUUCAAUAGCAAUGUUAAGGAUUUAUUGAUGGUGAUUACUUUGUCACAACUUAUUAAGACCCAACUACAAUUGAAUGAAAAGCUAACCUUGUUAACAUCAAUUUAGGUUUUCGUCUGGUCUUUAUUUUUUGUAUUGAAAAGUGAAUAUUUCUUUGUAAACAAAAUGUCAACAUUUUUUAAAAAUAAAUAGAAAUGUUUUGCUGAUUUUAUUUACCUUCUUUUAUAAUAAACUUAAUUUUUUAU
Anoplophora glabripennis (Asian longhorned beetle) is the source of this 987-nucleotide messenger RNA. It is a transcript of the gene eIF3f1, whose product is annotated as eukaryotic translation initiation factor 3 subunit F-1. NCBI's taxonomy places the organism in Eukaryota, Metazoa, Arthropoda, Insecta, Coleoptera, Cerambycidae. The coding region runs from base 14 to 850 and encodes 278 amino acids. Gene Ontology annotation, biological process: translational initiation. The record is from RefSeq and is a predicted model, not a curated record. The transcript is spliced from 2 exons. Gene Ontology annotation, cellular component: eukaryotic translation initiation factor 3 complex, eIF3m. Gene Ontology annotation, molecular function: metallopeptidase activity; translation initiation factor activity; translation initiation factor binding.